This is a messenger RNA of Lycium barbarum (goji berry), 918 nucleotides long. RefSeq lists its product as uncharacterized. The record is from RefSeq and is a predicted model, not a curated record. The transcript has a single exon. The coding region runs from base 85 to 558 and encodes 157 amino acids. Lineage: Eukaryota; Viridiplantae; Streptophyta; Magnoliopsida; Solanales; Solanaceae.
UUCAAUAACUUUCACACAAAACUUUUUUUUUAGAGAAAAAGACUCUUUUUCUUUCUUCUCAAACUUUGAUUAAAAUCAUCAAAGAUGGGAAACAGUUUAAGGUGUUGUUUGGCCUGUGUUCUACCUUGUGGAGCACUAGAUUUAAUUCGUAUAGUACAUCUGAAUGGUCAUGUAGAAGAAAUAACAAGUCCAAUAACAGCUUAUGAAGCUCUCAAGAAUUACCCUAAUCAUGUUUUGAGUAAACCAUGCUCUCAAGGUACAAUGGCUCGUCGGAUUCUGAUUUUGUCACCGGAGUCCGAGCUCAAAAGAGGUAGCAUAUACUUCUUGAUUCCUGCUUCUUCCGUGCCGGAGAAGAAAAAAUCUGGCACCACCCUCAAGAAGUCACCUAAAAUUAGUACAAAAAGCAAUAAGAAAUGUCACAUCAGCAUCCCCGAGUGUGAUCGGGAUUUAAGCGAUAGUACAACACCGAAAUUGAAGAAGUCGACUUCUCAUAGGAGAAGUAAGAGCGGAAAGGUUGUUGUAUGGAGGCCUCAUCUCGAGAGCAUUUCUGAAGUCUAAGCUUGUUUGGUAUGACAGAAGUCAUUUUUAACUUCUUUUUGUUUUGUUUUGUUUAUUACCCUUAUGAAGGGUGAUUUUUUUUUUUUUUUUUUUAAAAUUUGUGGAUAUUUUUUUUUUGUUUAUUUAUUUUCCAUCUGCAUGUAAUAGUGGCAGAUUUGGAUUGACAGGGAUGUAUAUCCCAAGCAAAUUUAUGAGAGAGAGAUUGGAGAGUGAUUUUGAAAGUUGUACUCAAAGAUGAGGAAAUGGUACUUUGAACUCCCUUCAAAAUAGAUGAGGGAGAAAAAAGUAUUAUUUUUGUUUUUUCCUCUUUCUUGUAAAUUUCUGGGGCUUCAAUAUAAACUUUUGUUGUUAACAAUACAA